AUGGCAGCCAUUCGUAAAGUUGUUAUUGCCGAGUUCGGUGAUGUCGACGUUGUCAAAGUAGUUGACGACGUCUGCCCACCUCCACCACCAGGCCACGUCCAAAUAGCAGUUGAAUAUGCAGCCUUUACUGGCGGCGAUGUCAACAUGCGAAAGGGUAUUUACCCUUUUCAGAAGAGCCCACCUUUCACUCCCGGGUAUAGCUUGGUAGGGACCGUCCGCGCCAAUGGUGAAGGUUGCAAAGCAUUUCAGAUUGGCGAUGUUGUAACUAUCCUGUCCAAGUACGACGCCGAAGCACAACUUGUCAACCAACCCGAAAAAUAUUGCGUUAAAGUGCCCGAUGGCGUGGACCACCAGCAAGCAACGGUGCUGCCGUGCGACUGGAAUACGGCGUAUUCGAUGGUUAUGGAUACGGCAAAGGUUUCUGAAGGUCAAAGAGUAUUCAUCCACGGUAUCAGCGGGUCCGUUGGUACGGCGAUCAUGACUCUUUGCAAGUUAAGGGGCGCCGAAGUAUACGGCACGGCUAGUGAGCGCAAUCACGAUGACAUCCGCGCAUACGGCUCCACACCGUUCGUAUACACGGAUAAGAAGUGGAUGGACAAGAUGAAAGAAAUGGGGGGUGCGCACGCCGUCUUCGACCCGCUAGGCUUUGACAGCUUCGACGAAAGCUUCUCCAUAUUAGCACCGGACGGCAUACUUGUAGCCUACGGAAACAACGGGAGAGCUCUUGACGGACAUAAUAAGAGCCCAACGUGCCAUAUCAUCAAAAUGUUUGCGCGCGGUCUUAAUCCGAUGAACAAUAAACGCACCACCUUCUACGGGGUCUUCCGUCAAUCAUCCACGUAUAAACCCCAUGUCACAACCUUGUUGAACAUGGUGAAGGAUGGAACCAUCAAGGUCCCAAUCAAGAAAAUUUGGGAUUUGGAGGAUAUUCAGAGUGCGCAUCGGGAAUGGGGUACCGGGAGCGGGAUCGGGUCUCUGCUCAUUAGGAUUCCUCAAAAGCAAGGCUAA
This is a messenger RNA of Daldinia childiae, 1008 nucleotides long. Its product is annotated as Protein indc11. The record is from RefSeq and is a predicted model, not a curated record. Bases 1 to 1008 code for a protein of 335 amino acids. Gene Ontology annotation, cellular component: mitochondrion. The transcript has a single exon. Lineage: Eukaryota; Fungi; Ascomycota; Sordariomycetes; Xylariales; Hypoxylaceae. Gene Ontology annotation, molecular function: oxidoreductase activity.